This is a messenger RNA of Penicillium soppii, 1824 nucleotides long. RefSeq lists its product as uncharacterized. Bases 1 to 1824 code for a protein of 607 amino acids. Gene Ontology annotation, molecular function: protein binding. Lineage: Eukaryota; Fungi; Ascomycota; Eurotiomycetes; Eurotiales; Aspergillaceae. The record is from RefSeq and is a predicted model, not a curated record. The transcript has a single exon.
AUGCUCUAUGAUCUCCCAUCAGAAAUUAUUUACCACAUCGCGGUACACCUCCCAACCGCCAAUGCAUUGGCCCAAUUAGCCCAGACAUGCCGGCGACUGCAUAAGGUCAUCACCGCCGAAGACUCCCGCAUUUUCCGGGCAUUUGUGCAAAGCAGGUUUCCCUCUAUUGAAACACCGCCAUUCUGGAGAGAUGCAGCCCAAGCUUUGGCCUCUCGAUCCAGGGCUUUGGAUCGUAAUGCCAUCAUUGGGCGAUUUCUUGUACCUCCCGCAAUCGCCACCAAAAUUGGUUCUCACGAGGUGACUCGUCGAGACAAUCCAACACUUGGGUACAGACCUGCAAUUGAUUCCUAUGAGAUUUGGAAUGGGCAGUGCUGGGCUGAUAAGAAGGAGAUUCUGGCUUGGGGUGCUGCCAACCAGUUGGUGAUGAGAAUCAAGCAAACUGGUGCUCGUUCACAGGAGAAAUGGAUUCAGUUCAAUGAUAUUGAUCAUAUCAGCAGCUAUGAUGAUAUUUGUUCUUUGCAUCUUUUGUCGUCGGAGGAACGAUACAAGCAGGACGGUGACAUAGAGCAUUUGAUUUUUGGUCGGAUUCGAGGCGAUAUUGCCCAUCUAGCCAUAUCUCCAUCACAAGCAACAUAUGAGUACAAGCAUAAAUUUUUGACAUAUGGGCUCAGGCUUGAUAAAACGGAUCUGGGUAAUGAUACGGAUCGUACUCUGGCUGCUCAUUUCGAAAAUGGAUCCAUCGCUUUCUACCAUACCGCGAAUGAAAAGGAAGAAAUCGAGCCUUUCACCUGGCUUCGCCCGGAAGGCGUCUCACGCAACAAAUACUCCAAACUGCUAUCCUCGUCACUGGUAGCAGUUGGCACUGGAGCCGCGGAAAGUGCUCUCUCAAUAUCUAAAAUCACACCCGACGGCGUAUCCCCAUACCGAACGAUCGGGGCCGAUACUCUGGACACCGACUUCACAAGCCUCAAAUCCAAAGUCAACAUCGGCGCCAUCGAGCCUCUCAAUAAACACGUCGUAUCAGGCUCCCCCGGGGACGUAUUUUUGACUGCCUGGGAUGACUUUACCGUCAGACUCCACGACCUCCGCUCCCCAGCACCUUACGAAGUCGCCUAUAAGGACGUAUCAGAUCUCAACCCCAUCUACAGCCUACACGCAUUUGGACACAAUCAUUUCCUAGCCGGAGCUGGUGGUGAGGCAGUGAUCAAAAUAUUCGAUCUUCGCAUGUGCAAUACAUACAGCUAUCUCGAUGCGCAAGUUCCUGCUUCUCGGCGGCAGAGCACAAAUGUGGCGGAACAAAGCAAUGCCAGCAGUACACCACAUACACAGACUAGAACCAGCCCUCGAAAUGGCUUCUCCAUGUUUCUCUCGCACCAACCACCCCCUCCAUUCCCGCAACAAGCUCCAGCGCGCAAUCGCCAAAGAGGUCCAUACCGAGGCCCGAUCUACACAAUGUCCACACCUUCCCCGUCUUCGCCAACGGUCUACACAGGUUUAGUAGACGGAAUCGUUAGACUGGACUUCGCAUCAACGGAUGACCUGACCGGUCCAAGCAAAGAGUGGUACAAACAUAAUCUAGAUCUGGGAGUCAAUACGAGCCCUGUACCUUCGACAGACACGAACAGUGAGGCAUUCGAUCUCGCUGGGUAUGAACGCCCGGAUGCAGAUGACUUUUCUACUACAUCUAAACUAAGGAACCAGCGAGCAUUCUGCGCUACUGGGCCUGCAGAUGCGGAGCUCGAACUUGCUACCGGCUGGGACCGUCGGUGGGAGCAUCUUGAAGAGCCUGGGGCUUGGAGACGGCGUGAUGGGUCAACAUUUUAG